This is a messenger RNA of Desarmillaria tabescens, 1679 nucleotides long. RefSeq names its product cytochrome P450. The record is from RefSeq and is a predicted model, not a curated record. NCBI's taxonomy places the organism in Eukaryota, Fungi, Basidiomycota, Agaricomycetes, Agaricales, Physalacriaceae. The coding region runs from base 92 to 1657 and encodes 521 amino acids. Gene Ontology annotation, molecular function: heme binding; monooxygenase activity; iron ion binding. The transcript is spliced from 14 exons.
GCCUAGUAUCGGACCUUUAUUCAUUCGCCAGAUUCUGGGGCCACCUUUAAAGCCCCGUUGACUCUGAGAGCGGCCGUAGAUCUUUCUUCGCAUGGCUGCGUUCAUUGUAAUCGCAACGCUCCUCCUAGUCUCUCUACUUCUUCGGUGGUUCAAGCGACCGUCGGUCAAGCACGUCAAGGGACCACCGUCGCCCUCCUUCUGGCUAGGUCACGAACGUAUCCUUCGCGAUCAAGAUAAUGCAGGCGAUCUCGAAACGAAAUGGCUCAGGGAGUAUGGUACUCUUUAUCGUAUCGGAGGCUGUUUGGGUCAAGACAUUCUGGUUGUAUGCGAUCCCAAGGCCCUCGAACAUAUUUUCCACCCUUCAUGUCCUUACCCCAAAUCGCAAGACAACGUGUUCAUUCUUGAUCUCGUCAUCGGCAGGGGACUUGUUAGUGUUAAUGGCGAGUCCUCUUCUCGGUCAAACCUUUGCGUAAAGCCUCAGCCAAUGCUUUCAGAUGAGAUCCACCACCGUCAACGCAAGAUCAUGAAUCCGGCAUUCUCUUCCACACAGCUUCAGAAGGCGCAGACCAUCUUUCAGCAGUGCAGCGACAAGCUCGUGAACAGUAUUCAAGGAUCUCUGAUUGGCACGGAUGACACCGUCAAUGUCCUUGAUUGGACAAGCAAGGCUGCCUUAGAUAUAAUCGGACUAGCAUCCUUUCGGUACGCUUUUGGUUCUCUCGACGGUCGAAACACCGAACUAGGGCAAGCGAUGAGACAUACUUUCACGGCUUCGCAAUCCAACCCAACAGCACUAGAGCUUAUUCUCGUAUCCCUGAUACGAAUGGUCCCAGAUUCAGUGCUAGGGUUUCUAAAGCUAAUCUCGACUAGAGAAAUUCGACAACUCGCCAGUGUAGGGAAUGUAGCAAAGAAAACAGCUCGAGAAAUCAUGGCUAGCCAUGACGAGGUGCAGACGUCAGAAGGCGAUGGAGAUAUUGUUGAUAUCCUAGCGAGAGCACGCUUAGCAGGUAAAAUGCAUGAUGAUGAAAUCGAAGCGCAAUUUAUGACCUUUGUUGUUGCCGGCCACGAGACGACAAGCCUCAGUCUAUCCUGGUUGUUAUAUGAACUGGCCGCGCAUCCUGAGCAUCAAUCUAUAAUCCGUGCAGAGCUCAAACAAUCGAACGACUACGACUCGAUGUCGUUUUUGAACGCUGCGAUUAAAGAAUCCCUCCGUAUACACCCAAAUUCGCAUUCCUUCAUACGCACUGCUCCUCACGACGAUGUUCUACCUCUCUCUGGGGGGAAGACGCUUGCCAUACCCAAGGGACAGACACUUGUUUGUUCUGCCUACCUAUACAACCGUCUCCCAGUGCUCUGGGGAGAUGAUGCGGAAGAGUGGAACCCAGUCCGAUUUCUCGAUAGGACUCUGCCCGUGUCGCUGGGUGUAUAUGCUAAUCUGAUGACAUUUAGUGCCGGCCCUCGUUCAUGCAUCGGGUGGCGAUUCGCAAUCAUGGAAACGCAAACGAUCCUCGCCAACUUGCUUCUGAAUUUUGAAUUCAGUUUGCCUGAAGGUGGUCAGGAGAUCUUACAGUUUCCCGGCACGCCGACCGUCGUACCUAUUGUGAAAGGGAAAGCACAUUUAGGCUCUCAGCUUCCUUUAAGGGUGAGGGCUUUACAUUAGUGAAUGACGGUAGUCACUUCAG